CAACUUGCGGACCCAUUCGUAGAAGUCCACCCAUCCGCCCUGACCUCCUCCACCCGCCUCCUUUUACCGAAAAAAAUAAAAUAGCCGCCGCCCAAACUCACUUUCGGCGCCACCAAUCGUCUGCAAUAAUGCUGCGAUUUUUUUUUUCAGUUGCAUUGAGGGACAAGGCGCCCAGAUCGUAAUCAAUUGCGCCAGCGUUUGAGGCAAAUCAUAUUUAAUGAUGGCUGCGAUAUACAGCUAAGAUGGAUGCCGUCAAUUUCUGCACAGCCGUGGCUGCGAUAUGCGGACGAGUAAAGCUUUCGCAAUUGCUUGCGUUUUGUCAUCCAUCCAGAAAGCGUCUGAUGCCAUGUUCCUUUUCGGGCUUCUUCCUCUAUGUAUAUCCGCGGGCCUCCUACCAAAUACUGAAUAGCAGGAGCGAGAUAAAGCGACAAGGGAGAAGAGAAACGAUGAGUGGGAGUGGGAGGGUGGUGUGCGUGACCGGUGCGUCCGGCUAUAUUGCUUCCUGGCUCGUCAAGCUUCUCCUCCAGCGCGGAUAUACCGUGCGCGCCACCGUCCGGGAUCUUACUGGUCCAAAGAAAAUUGAGCAUUUACGUGCCUUGGAAGGAGCCAAUGAAAGACUACACCUGUUUAAAGCAAACUUGUUGGAAGAGGGCUCUUUUGAUUUAGUGAUUGAGGGGUGUGAGGGUGUUUUUCAUACAGCAUCUCCUUGCUAUAUACAUGCCAUGGAUCCACAGACUGAGUUGAUUGAGCCAGCAGUGAAGGGGACACUCAAUGUUUUCAGUUCAUGCGUAAAAACUCCUUCUGUCAGAAGGGUGGUUGUAACAUCGACAAUGGGUAGUGUUUACUACAAUGGAAGACCACGAACACCUGAUAUCAUAGUUGAUGAGACAUGGUUUUCUAAUGCAGAGUUUUGUAAGCAGGAAAAGAUGUGGUAUCAACUCUCGAAGACGUUGGCGGAGGAGGUUGCUUGGAAGUUUUCAAAAGAUAAUUCUAUUGAUAUGGUAACUAUACACCCAGCAUUUGUCAUAGGUCCUCUUUUGCAACCUACUCUAAAUACGAGUGCUGCUGAAUUUCUGAAGUUGAUAAAUGGAUCUUCUACAUAUCCAAAUGUAACUUAUGGGUGGGUCAAUGUCAAAGAUGUUGCCAUGGCACAUAUUCUGGCAUUUGAGGUUCCUUCAGCAAGUGGAAGAUAUUGUUUAGUUGAAAGUGUCGCCCACUGUUCAGAGAUUGUGAAAAUUUUACAUGAACAAUAUUCUGCUCUUAAACUACCUGAAAAGUGUGCGGAUGACAAGCCCCUUAUGCCAAUAUAUCAUGUCUCUAAGGAAAAGGCAAAAAGCUUAGGUAUUGACUAUAUUCCUCUAGAGACGAGCAUCAAGGAGAUUGUCAAAAGCUUGAAGGAGAAGGGAUUUGUUAGUUUUUGAAAAUUGGCAGUUGCAAAAUGGAAUUUAACUAAAUUAGUUGGGACAGCGCAUGAUGGUAUUACGAAGACAUAGUAACAUACUGCUGUUUGAGAGUACUUAGAACUAUUGAGAAUAUCCUUAAGCUCCAUCAAAAUAUUGGAACUUUCAAGUUUGUUUUAUGCAAUUGUGCAACCUUUGCUUUAUUUGUUAUGGAGACAUUUUCAAGAUGUAAUACAAGUGUACUAUGUUUGAGUGUGUUUCACGCCUGAUAGUUGUGUUUUGCUGGCCA
Molecule: messenger RNA, 1689 nt
Organism: Elaeis guineensis (African oil palm)
Lineage: Eukaryota; Viridiplantae; Streptophyta; Magnoliopsida; Arecales; Arecaceae
Product: phenylacetaldehyde reductase
Biological process (GO): steroid biosynthetic process
Molecular function (GO): oxidoreductase activity, acting on the CH-OH group of donors, NAD or NADP as acceptor
Source: RefSeq, a predicted model, not a curated record